CUAUAUUUGAGUGACUCUUGAGAGACAUCUUUCACUGAUUUGUAAUGAAAUUUGAAAGAAAUUUAGUUUUAUUUAUAAAUUGAUUCAUAUUUUAGUGAUUUUAACAUUUAGUGAAACAUUUUUAUGGAUUAAGUUGUCAUUCAUUACAUGAUUCACACCAUUGUUACCAACUCUUAGAGAUAUGCUUUUGUGAGACAAUUGAGUGACAAUUGCGACAAAAUGUCAAAAAACAAUAUCAAAGAAAUGAAAUGUCUGAAUUCGGACCAAAUGAGGGCCAACUCAACGACCGUUAAGAAAGUGUUUAUCCAAAGGGAUUACAGCGACGGCACUGACGUUAAGUUUCAGAUGAAGUUCCCGCAAGAGUUGGAGGAAUAUAUUGACAGACAAUCGUUUGAACAGCUGAUCGACACAUUGAAUACCAUAUAUUCAGACGCGGAGACCAUGAAUGGCCGGACCUGUUGUGAGAGUUGUUUCGCGUGUUUCUCGGCUUACUUGACAUACAUUUGUUUCGACACUUAUUAUGACAAAUGUUUGAAAAGGAUUUCGGCGUUCAUUGACGAACAGAACGACACGAUUUGGAAACCGAGAAAUCUUUACGUAACGGAUCCCAUAGAAAGGGGUCUGAGGGUCAUAGAGAUUGUCAUCUUUGAGCCGACGGCUGAUCACCAGAAUGCCGACAAUUCUAACGCUAAUUCUGUCACUAAUAACCGAAAGCCAUGAAUAUAUCACUCCAUUAAUCGUCUCCUAUUUUUACAGUUUAUAAAAAACAUUAACUUUUUGUUCAGUUAUUGUCUUAAUUGCUCUCAUUAUGUGUAAUCCAAUUGUAUUUCACAUGUCAACCAA
This is a messenger RNA of Oppiella nova, 843 nucleotides long. Lineage: Eukaryota; Metazoa; Arthropoda; Arachnida; Sarcoptiformes; Oppiidae. The record is from the annotation of a GenBank genome assembly.